AGGCCUUUGUUAAUUCGGCCGCGCACACACACACAUACAGCAAAGCGCCAGGCUGCUCGGACUGAAGGGAAGGCUCAGUCUGGAGUCGUGAAAAUGUGAAAACUGAGAGUGUUGGAAGGGAGCCAGAGGAGCAUCAGGAGAGCGAUGACCAUGAGACUGUGCAGGUUCCUUCUCCUGCAGGUGGCGCUCAAGUGGUCCUAUAAUGCUGUCAAAGCAAGUCUCUGUCUCGGCGGCUCGGACAUCUUUGCGUCUGUGGCCGAGAACAGUCCGAUGGGUCACGUCGUUGCCAACAUCAGCAUCAAUGGAUAUCCUGCUGCUGCCGCUGUCCGCCUGUGUCUGAACGGUAAAGACGCCGACUGGUUCUUCCUAGAGGAUCGGACAGUCCGUCUGAACUCUUCUGACGUUCGAGUUCUGGACAGAGAGGUUCUGGGAACUAUACUGAUAGCAGAGCUCACCUGUUACGAGAAUAACAUCAGACAGUGUCAGUACCGGAUCCUGGUGGAGAUUCUGAACGAAAAUGACAACAAACCUUCAUUUCUGAAUGAGACCAUUCAGCCAGUCACCAUCAGUGAGCUGACAGCAGUAGACUCUGUAGUCAUCAACGUGAAGGCCCAGGACGAGGAUGGAGACGCCAUCUCCUACAUCAUCGAUCAAUCUUCGCCGGACGCUUCCUUCUUCAGGAUCGACCUGCCAAACAGCGGGAAUGUGCUUCUGAACAAACCUCUGGACUAUGAGACCAAAGCUACACUCAGGCUGAACAUCUGGGCCAUGGAAGCAAACUCUGUGGAGAAGUACAACAUAACAGCGGCGCUAACGGUGAACAUUGCGGACGGUGACGAUCAGUACCCUCGAUUCCUGCCCUGCACACCCCUCGCUCCAGGCGUUCCCGCCUGUGCAAGCCCCACCUACUCUGCCAACAUCACCGAGACACAAGAGGGUACCGUUCUGGAAUUCUCUCCGGGUCCAGUCAGAGCUGAGGAUGGAGACAGAGGCCUGAACACUGCUGUGGUCUACACCAUCUUAUCAGGUGAUGACCAGGGCAGAUUCGCCAUCGAUAAUCAGACCGGCGACAUCAGGUUGACCCGAGCAGUCGGUGACAAGGGACAGUCCGCGAACUUCCAGCUGACUGUCAUGGUACCAUUAUUUACAUCUCCAGCUCUUCUUCUGACCCUUCACCUGACCUCUCCCAAAUCGCAGGCGUCUCAGCUGGACGACUGGCUGAAAUACAGCGUGGCCUCUGUGUUAGUCCGAGUUCUCCGCAACAACAAGUUCCCACCUGUGUUCAGAGCAACGACUUACAAAGGUUUCGUGGUCCAGAGCUCCAGCUCGGCAGCCAUCGUGUCCAGCUACGGAAACCGGGUUCUUGUGCUCCACGCAUAUGACCAGGACUUUUCUGAUGGUGUCAAUCCCAACAUUCGCUACUCCAUUCGUCCGCCGGCCAUUGAUAGACUGUUCCACAUCACACAAAGUGGGGUUCUGAUUGCCCGGGCUGACCAGCUACAAGCCUCGAGCAGGAGCGUCCUUCAGGUCAUUGCCAGAGAUGAAGAAUCCGGAGAAGAAGUUUCCGCAUCAGUGGACGUCGAAGUCCUUCAGCAAGGACAAGCAGUCCCCGGUGGUACGUUCAUGAUGGAUUCGUUUUUCAUGGACGUCGACAUCAAACUGGUCGGAUUCAUCGCUAUCGUGGUCCUGUUGUUGUUUCUCUGCGCUCUUCUGUUCCUGUUUCUACGAACUGCUGGGAAACAACCGCAGCCAGAUGUUGCUGAAGCAGAGAGUCCAGGAAAACGGCGCGAGGUCACUUCAGGUCAGACGGCCUUCAAGAGAUCAUCCUUCGGUGACAUGUCAACACACGAGUACGAGUCCUCGGCCAGUUUUCACGGCCGUCAUGGGAUCUACACUAGGAGACAGUCGUACCUUCCUCCUCCCUCGACAUCAUCCACGUUCGUCAUCAUGGACCGUGAGGAUAACUGCGACUCUCCCAGCGGUCCUUUCCCUGUUCUGGAAGAUUUCCAGGCUGAAAAAGAUGAGCUGGAAGCCGACGAGGGAAACCACGGGGGCGCUGGUUUAACCGACUUGGGACAUUCAAAACCAGAGGAGAACAAUUGAAACGGUUGCCAGAGAAAAGGGAAGAGAUGUGUGAUGACAUCGUCUGAAGAGAGUUGACACAUCUUAGAUGUCCAAAUAACUGAAGAGUCUGUUGUUGCUUUGUGACGUUUUGCUGCAAAUGUUACCAUCGCACUUUCAAAUAAAAAAAACAGA
Molecule: messenger RNA, 2256 nt
Organism: Synchiropus splendidus (mandarinfish)
Lineage: Eukaryota; Metazoa; Chordata; Actinopteri; Syngnathiformes; Callionymidae
Gene: cdhr5-rs
Product: cadherin-related family member 5, related sequence
Exons: 14
Coding region: 145-2103 (652 amino acids)
Biological process (GO): homophilic cell-cell adhesion
Cellular component (GO): membrane; catenin complex
Molecular function (GO): calcium ion binding; cadherin binding
Source: RefSeq, a predicted model, not a curated record